Messenger RNA from Strongylus vulgaris, 972 nucleotides. Lineage: Eukaryota; Metazoa; Nematoda; Chromadorea; Rhabditida; Strongylidae. The record is from the annotation of a GenBank genome assembly.
AUGAUAUUAGGUGAUACGAGUGUGGCUGGUUCUGAGUUCUCUGAUACCAAUAUUGAUGUCAAUAUCCUAUACGAAAUCAGUGAACUUCGACGAGAAGAGGGUGCAUCAAGUCCGAGCAAUUGCAGUAUUGACAGCGAUUCCAAGCAUUUGAUGUUGCAGGAAAUGGUACCUCCAGAUGUAUGCAUUUGGCAUCCGCAGUCCUGGACCUACAAUAUUGAUCUUAUCACAUACUUUCGUGCAACAUCACCAUGUCAGGAAGUUACUAGAGUCUUAAUUCCUAAGGAGUAUGUUGAGCUAACCGUCAAAGCUCCGCAGUAUGAGGAGACAGAGACUGAAGUUGAACUUCUAAGAAAAUUCCCUCAUAGUGGUGCUUUUGCACGAAGAAGAGGAGCGCGUUGCAUACAAAGAUCACUUAGCGUUCCCGAUUAUUCCAAAGCAGUUGCAGCUUCAAAGAAUGAAAGUGCUUGUGUGGAUCUCAAUUUUAUAAACGCCGAACCGGAGGAGGAGCUGUGUAUUGUUGAAUGCAUCACUGGUGAAGAGGAACGUCUUUCUUUAAAUUGUCAAGCUUCAACUAUCGAACAUGCUUUCUUUGACUACGAAGCCAAGAACUUGAAACAAAAUCAUCAAUGUUGCCUUACGCAAUGUGUUGACCGACAUCAACAAAGUAUCUCUUUGAAAGCAAAGGCUGCAAAUAAUGAAACCUGCUUGUUGAACGACUCUGUAGCAAAUGCAAAACAGGAAACUUUGAGCUGUCUCAUUGAAGUCAAUGAUAGUCAGAGCCUUAUUGCCAGUUUGAGGGCUAAAGCUCCAACCGUAGAAAACUGUGACAUUCAAACUGGUAUUCAACAUGCAGAUGACGGAGUUGGAAGCUGCUAUGUAAAACUUGACGACCAUUAUUUUGCAAGCACUGUUUUGAUCUCAAAAGGUGAGCAGACUAAAAUGUUGCAAUGGCGAAUGUUAUUCGCCUCUUAA